This is a messenger RNA of Meloidogyne enterolobii, 777 nucleotides long. NCBI's taxonomy places the organism in Eukaryota, Metazoa, Nematoda, Chromadorea, Rhabditida, Meloidogynidae. The record is from the annotation of a GenBank genome assembly.
AUGAAACUUGAUUGUAUUCUAAUAAUUUUAACAUUUAACGCGAUAUUUUGGAGUUUAAUUAAUUCUGUUAAAAAUAAUAAAAAUCAAAAUGAGUUAACUAGAGUUGGGGAAACCUCAAAGGAGAACGAUGGGGCUGAAUCUUCGGUUAAUGCUCAAAUUCAAAAAGAUGAAAAAACGUUAAAUCCUAAACCUAAAAUUGCAAAAAAGGUCACAACAAAAGGUAAUCGUCAAGAAGAAAAGAAGCUUAAUAAAAGUGAAAAUGAUAAGGAAAAGAGACGAGAAGCUGACCGUAAGUAUCGAGCAAAAAAUAAGGAGAAAAGGCGAGAAUACGACCGAAAAUACCGAGAAAAUAAUAGAGAAAAGAAGCGGGAAUAUGACCGAAAACGUCGAGAAAAUAAUAAAGAAAAGUUGAAAGAAUAUAGCCGAAAAUACAGAGAAAAAAGGAAAAAUAAAAAAGAAAACUUAAAAAAUGUUGAUCCAAAAGUAGGAAAUAUUCAUUCUGAUAAUAAUGAAAAAACUUCUUUUGUUAAUACACAGAAUGAUGAUUUUAGAAAUAAAGGUAAAUUGCCAAUAUUUUACGAAGAGAACAUUCAUUUUGAAGAAAAAUGUCUUUUUAAUCAAGAGGAGGAAGAAACAGAAACUCAUAUGGAAGAGCAAAAUCGAACUGUGGUGGAAGAGCCAACUAAAAUUAAUACCAUAAAUCAGACAGAUUCAGAUGAGGAAGAUUAUCUUCGUUAUCUGAACGAUAAACCUUAUGAUGAAGAUGAGGACGUUUGA